AUGGGGGAAUUGAAUGGGCAAGGAGCUAAGGCCCAGGGGGGAUCCCGAGCCAAGGUGAGCAGCCGCCAGCCGGACCGAGGAUAUACCGACAAUCACGUGCACCAUCCCACCUUGAUGCGCGACGUCAAUAGUGGGUCCCUGCCGAUUGGUCGCGGGUCGUUUUUUGGCGAUGACUCCUUCAGCGCGCAGACAAAAAUAUCAAGAAACGGGUUAUUGAACCGGCAUUGGUCCCAGUUUCUACGCUCUCACACCCCGGCAUCUCUUGCUGCAGUCACUUGUCGCAAUCGAGAUACCCCGCCAAAUCACUUCGAGAUGCCCCACGCUGUGUCGAUGCCCUCACCAGGGCUUCAAGCCUUGGUCCUUUGCGGCCCGGGAUCCUCGUUCCCGACCUUCACUUCGAAUCCCGAUGAGAACCCCAAAGCGCUCUUGCCCAUUGCUAAUCGGCCCAUGGUCUGGUAUCCCGUCGAUUUCUGCUAUCGUAUGGGCAUCACAAUCAUGGACAUUAUGAGGCUGACUACUGUAGACAUUACUCUCAUCUGCCCGGCAUCUGCAGAAGCAGCAAUGACCACUGCCCUGAACACCAACCCUCACUUGACAGCACUUCCCCUGCCGAGACCAGACAUCCUUGCUCCCAAGGAAUUGGACCAAACCACAGGUACGGCUGAGAUCCUCCGCCUGCCUGAGGUCAAGGAACUUGUCAAGUCCGAUUUUGUCGUUCUUCCCUGCGAUCUCAUUUGCGAGGUCGCCGGCGAGAAGCUGCUGCAGGCAUGGAUGGUCAAGGGCGCAAGCAUGUCAGACUUGCUGAGUGCACCAAAGUAUUCAGGAAGCAGACAGAGCCCCUUCAGCGGCGGUUUGGGCGUUUGGUACGAGACGAAGACGGCAACUCCGGUCAAAGGAGAGGAGACGGACUUCAUCGCAGUAACACCGUCGACUCCCUCCCCCGUUGCGCCCCCUAAAGGAUCUUUACUCCCUAACCUCUCCAAUCUGGUGACGUCCAUACCCACAGACUCGCUGAAGGAUCUCAUGGAGACACGGAGAGGCUUCGCUGUCCGUCAUGGUCUCCUGCGCAGCCAUCCUCGGCUGAAGAUGCUCACGACCCACAGAGACGCGCAUUUGUACAUUCUACCAAGAUGGAUCAUGGACUUUGUUGACAAGAAUGAUCGUUUGGAAAACAUCGGCGAAGAUGUCAUUGGCUGGUGGGCUAAGGCAACCUGGCAGAAGGGUCUUGCGGAAAAGCUUCAACUGGACGAGGUUCUGCGUAAGGAAGAGGCAGACGACAGCGACGACGAUGAUUCACUGCAGGAGAGCGCCUCGUCGCCCCAAGACGAAGACCCUGAAGAGCUGCGACCCAGCAGAGGCAUUGACGAUAAUGCUCUCGAUGGUAAAGACUUUGACGGCACAAAUCCUAAGGGAGCUUCGCUCAACGUACCACCGAUUAUCGCAUAUGUACAUCCUUCUGGAGCCGACGCACCCAUGAUACGCCGUGUAGACACAGCUCAAUUACUCCUAAACGUAUCACUACAACUGGCUAAGGUUCCCUCAGUGGAAGAGACUGGUAGCGAGGCCGCAUCCCCCUUCGCACACGCCAAAAAGGUGGCGUACCCUGAGGGCGUCAAGGGCCGAACGACAAUCACCAAGGCCGACAGCUUGGUCGGAGAGAACGUCACAGUGGAAGAGAAGGUGGCCAUUAAGGAGUCCGUUGUCGGAGCCGGCUGCCAGCUCAACGAGGGUGCCAAGCUGUCACAGUGCCUACUGAUGGAAGGCGCCGUGGUGGGCAAGAACUGCAAGCUUACGAGAUGCAUUCUUGGCAAGCGCUGUGUCAUUGGGGACAACUCAGUCUUGACAAACGUCGAGGUUCAGGAGAACUUGCUGGUUGAGGCCAGGACUGAGGAGAAGGACACGAAACUCAUGAGCUCCGAUGGCUUGGAGGCUACCGAGGAGGAGAUGCAGGGAGUGCUGGAAGACAUGGACAACGAGAUCAUGGCCCAGAACGAGGAGGCAAACUUUGCUCUAGCCACCGUGGAGGAUGCACCAGUGUUCACUAGGCCGAACCCGCGGAUGAGGGACGGAGGUGGACAACUGCCGGCAAUGCGGGAUCCCCGACAAAGCCCGGAGGCGAAACGACGAACAAUCAGUAGGUACUCGAGGGCACCCGUCGUCCUAGUCGAACUCUACUCUUGGUCCGAAUCGCGACGGCGGGCUGGAAGAGCAAAGCCCACCCCGCGGAAGCAACGGGAGCCAGGAACCGCUCUCACGCGUAACGAACGAAGUGGAACCUUCGCCCGCCUGGUCCACGACAAUGGCAUUCCUGAAGCUCGUGUAAGUCCCCCAAAGGCUCUAGCCAGCUCGUCAGGGGCGAUUGUCUUGGAAGCUUCUGGCUCGAUUGGGAAUUCCAGAGAGGUUCGAAGGGCGCAUUCUAGCAGGGAGCUGCUUGCAGAAACUACGGAAGAGCGUCCGAAAACCCCUCAAUUGGAACGGUCCAAGGUAAUGGUUUCAUCCCCAGAGUUUCCCCUCUCCUUCCGGAUAGCUGCAGAAGAGGGCGCAAUCGCGAAGAACAUCCUCCCCCUUGAUCUCCUAACGCCGGGUAUGAAAAGCGCGAGAGAUUCGCGGCGAGAGUGGGAGAGAUGGGACUUCGGGGAGGGCCUCUGUAGAAUCAGCCCAUCUGCCAGGGGCAAACUGACUCUGCAAGGAUCACCAAUAUUGGGGCCACUCGAGAGGCCCGAGGAGAGACAUUCAGCAGAUGAUGCUACGGUCUAA
Messenger RNA from Colletotrichum lupini, 2757 nucleotides. RefSeq lists its product as uncharacterized. The coding region runs from base 1 to 2757 and encodes 918 amino acids. NCBI's taxonomy places the organism in Eukaryota, Fungi, Ascomycota, Sordariomycetes, Glomerellales, Glomerellaceae. Gene Ontology annotation, cellular component: eukaryotic translation initiation factor 2B complex; guanyl-nucleotide exchange factor complex. Gene Ontology annotation, biological process: cytoplasmic translational initiation. Gene Ontology annotation, molecular function: guanyl-nucleotide exchange factor activity; translation initiation factor activity. The transcript has 10 exons. The record is from RefSeq and is a predicted model, not a curated record.